UAGGGCUCUGACCACUCAGCCCCCUGUUCCUCACUUACCUCCUGAUCCUGACACAUCGUGAGUAAUGUCAGUAGUCACACUCUGGGAGUGAGGGCUGUCGUCUCUUAGAAGUUGCUGGGAAGAGCUCUUGGAACUUGAAGCCACUGGGGGACAUCUGGAUGUCUUUUCCCCUGUAUGUCCUCCCAAUUAGAAGGUGGUAAGAGAAAUGAGGGAAUUGUCAAUGAUAAACUGUUCGAAUAUGGAUCUAGGCUCCCUCUACAUUCAUGGUUUGCUUUGAAAUCCAAAGGCAAACCUGGGCUCUGGAAUUGGGGUCUACGUGAGGAAUCCAGCUUGAAAUGGAAUCUAGAUUUGUGGUAAUAUCUUUUCUAUUCCAGGAUCCCUCGUUUUCCAAUUUCUCACAUGUGUUUAUGGAAAGAAAUGGAGUUUAGGGUUAUGGUUGGCUGAGCUAGAGUCUUAUGAUCUGUCACAUGCAUGGGUUUUAGGGAAGCAUUUGGAGAAGAUCUUGUGACUGGUCUAGUUGGGGGUUUUAGUAAUUGAGAUGCAGUGCUCAUCAGAUCCCUCCCAUCUGAGAGUUUGACGGUAGAGUCACAUGUGUGUCCAUCAGCCCAUUGAUGUUGAUUCUGGCAUUGUAAAUAAUCAGGUGCUACAUUGGGUUGCUUUCUGUCUUAGUGCUGUGUUGGCCAUUGGCAAGCGCACCACCACCAAGUUAUGUUCCUCAAUCCUCUUUUUUAACUUCAGUUUUCGACAGGAUCUAGGGUGGGCUUGUACUUGUGAGUCUGCUCUUAUGUAGAGACAGCAUCUCACUAUAUAACCCUGGCUGGCUUCAGAGUCACUCUGUAGACUGGUCUGGCCUGACCUCACAGAGAACCUGUGCCAGGCAGGGAAAGGUGUGCCCACAGCCAGCUUUGAUUUUUACUUCAGCUUCUUGAGUGUGUGCACCACCACACACACUCAACUUUCUGACCGCUUUUACCCCAUUUCACCCCGACUUCCUGCGCAGCCAUGUGGGUUAGAGCAGCUGCUCCCUCCCAGAGGCAGUAACACCAGCCAAGAGUCACAUUUUUUAAAAUGUUUAAAUUGGAGCCUUAUAUGCCAUAUAUUACUCUUGUCUAGCCUUCGGUGUCCCCCUUCCCCUCUGUGUGUGCUCGUACAGUGCUCUGUGCCUGCUGUCAUCUCAGAAGAUCUGACGCAAAGUUAAAAAUGGUUCAGGGUAAGGGGGUUGGUCCAUGACUAGAAGGGUAGAAAAAGAUGGAAUUCUCCAAGAAGACAUUUGAGGAAGGAUGGAGACAGCUAGGGCUGUGUCCUUUCAUUUCCUCCCUGAAGCCUCGGUUUGAAUAAUAUGCUGUCUUAUUCCCCCCACCUCAAGACAGUCAGAUGAAACUGAACAUUUAGCAGCUCUCAGGAACAUUGUGCAAAUGCAUGUCCAUCCUUCCACCCUAACCCCCCUUUCUCAUCCUAUCCCUGCCUCCCUCCCUUAUCCAAAUUUUCCAGCCACCGCUGGAGUUGACUUCCGCAAUCCUGAUGGAUAAAUCUAGCACCCUUAGUCUUCUGCUCACAGCAGCCACACUUUCUGUGUGAAAGGAGCCUAGACAACAGAUUCUCAACCACAGGAUGUGGGUGCUCAAGUUUCUACUGCUACCCGUGUUGAGCUUUGCUCUUUACCCUGAGGAAAUGCUGGAUACCCAGUGGGAGCUAUGGAAGAAGACCCACAGGAAGCAGUAUAACAGCAAGGUAGAUGAAAUCUCUCGGCGUUUAAUUUGGGAAAAAAACCUGAAGCAUAUUUCCAUCCAUAAUCUUGAGGCCUCUCUUGGUGUCCAUACAUAUGAACUGGCCAUGAAUCAUUUGGGAGACAUGACCAGUGAGGAAGUGGUUCGGAAGAUGACAGGACUCAGGUUACCACCACCCUCUCAGUCCCACAGUAAUGACACUCUCUACAUCCCAGAGUGGGAGGGCAGAGCCCCAGACGCCAUCGACUAUCGAAAGAAAGGAUAUGUUACUCCGGUCAAAAAUCAGGGUGACUGUGGCUCCUGUUGGGCUUUUAGCUCUGCGGGUGCCCUGGAGGGCCAACUCAAGAAGAAGACUGGCAAACUCUUAAAUCUGAGUCCUCAGAACCUUGUGGAUUGUGUGUCUGAGAAUUAUGGCUGUGGGGGCGGCUAUAUGACCACUGCCUUCCGCUACGUGCAGACGAAUGGGGGCAUUGACUCUGAAGAUGCUUAUCCCUACGUGGGGCAGGAUCAAAGUUGUAUGUACAACCCAACAGCAAAGGCAGCUAAAUGCAGAGGGUACCGAGAGAUUCCUGUGGGGAACGAGAAGGCCCUGAAGAGAGCAGUGGCUCGGGUGGGGCCUAUCUCUGUGUCAGUUGACGCAAGCUUGACAUCUUUCCAGUUUUACAGCAGAGGUGUGUACUAUGAUGAAAAUUGCGACCGUGAGAAUGUGAACCAUGCAGUGUUGGUGGUGGGCUAUGGCGUGCAAAAGGGAAACAAGCACUGGAUAAUUAAAAACAGCUGGGGAGAAAGCUGGGGAAACAAAGGAUAUAUUCUCUUGGCUCGAAAUAAAAACAACGCCUGUGGCAUUACCAACCUGGCCAGUUUCCCCAAGAUGUGACCCAGCCAGCCAAGAUGUCCUGUUCUCCCGUGCCUUCUUCAAUGGUGCCAUGUAGCUGUGUGUUUGGAAGGGAGUUGAGGAAGCGCUGCUGAAGUGGGCGUGCUCCUGGUGACACCUCUGUAACUUCCCCUCUCUCUACCAGUUCUCGCUCGGUAGCUAUCUGGUCCCGACUCACUGGGUCUGGGGGCUGAUACUGUGUAGAUAAACAGUGGAGGUCCCCAGCAGGCUGGAGUGACCUCCCCAAGUCCCUGUCUCCAGUGCCGAGAUUCACAAACCUGUUCAUAAUUCUCUGACAUAUUUGCAUCAUAUAAGAAAUGUGUGUUCUUUUCCUUCUUUGCAUUUGAAAUAAAGUAUCUCAUUUACAAUUUAAUAAA
This is a messenger RNA of Arvicola amphibius (Eurasian water vole), 2978 nucleotides long. It is a transcript of the gene Ctsk, whose product is annotated as cathepsin K. Gene Ontology annotation, cellular component: lysosome. Gene Ontology annotation, molecular function: cysteine-type endopeptidase activity. The coding region runs from base 1612 to 2604 and encodes 330 amino acids. Lineage: Eukaryota; Metazoa; Chordata; Mammalia; Rodentia; Cricetidae. The transcript has 8 exons. Gene Ontology annotation, biological process: immune response. The record is from RefSeq and is a predicted model, not a curated record.